Molecule: messenger RNA, 1395 nt
Organism: Aricia agestis (brown argus)
Lineage: Eukaryota; Metazoa; Arthropoda; Insecta; Lepidoptera; Lycaenidae
Exons: 10
Coding region: 1-1395 (464 amino acids)
Cellular component (GO): membrane
Molecular function (GO): ligand-gated monoatomic ion channel activity
Source: RefSeq, a predicted model, not a curated record
AUGGACCUCUACAAAGUAAACGCCAAUCAAAACUGGGUAAUAGAACAUUACGGCCACUGGAACCGUACACACGGGUUGCAAGUGAAACAUUUACCAGUCAAAGCAAUAAGGAGACUCAAUCUUAACGGCCAAGAGAUUCGAAUCGGCUGGGUCAUGGAAGACAACAGUACCCUCUACAAAUACUUAACUAGAGAAGAACCCCACAUUGAUGGAAUUACAAAGGCUUGUAUGGAGACAGCGGGGUUCUUGUUCCAUUUCCUCAACGCCAGUCAGAAAAACGUCAUUUUCAAGUCCUGGGGUACCCUGAAGAAUAAUACUUGGGACGGAAUGACAGGACAUCUGGCUAAAAGUGAAAUCGAUCUAGGAGGUACCCCAAUGUUUAUAGUACCGGAGCGCUUCUCCUUUGUCCAAUAUACCCUCUCCCCCGCCUACCUCCGCCCCGCGUUUGUGUUCAAACAACCUCCUUUGUCGUACACCACUAAUAUUUUCCUACUUUCCUUCCAAAAGUCCCUCUGGUAUGGUAUAGGUGUGUUGCUUGGAGUAAUAUUUGUGUUGCUAUGUAUUACAACUGUUUGGGAAUGGAAAAAAGUAAGUAAAUCUAAACGCAAAGAUAAUGACAUGUUACGGCCGAAAGCAUCAGACGUUGGGAUGUUGGUGGUCGGUGCUACUUGUCAGCAAGGAAGCCCUGUACAACUUAAAGGCAUUUCGGGACGCAUAGUCCUAAUACUCCUUUUCCUGGUGCUUACGUUUCUGUACACGUCGUUCUGUGCCAACAUCGUGGCGCUGCUACAGUCGAGUUCCGUACAAAUAAAGACGCUACAAGAUUUGCUCGACUCCAAACUGAAGUUCGGCGUCGAAAAAGCCGUUUGGGUUAAGCGGUAUUUUAUGAUGGAAACUGAGCCAGUCAGGAAAGCGUUGUAUGAGAAGAAAAUUGCACCUCGUGGUAAUAUACAGAACUUUGUAAGCUUGGAGCAAGGCGUAAUGGAAUUAAAAAAGGGUCAAUUCGUUUUCCACAUGAUCCUAGGCACCGGUUACAGAGCUAUCGGGAAGUAUCUGGAGGAGCACGAGAAGUGUAACCUCUACGAGAUCCCGUACUUGCGUCUAGUGGACCCUUACGUGGCCGUCAGGAAGGGCUCGCCCUACUUCGAAAUGUAUAAGAUUGGUUACGAGCGCAUUCAAGAACACGGGUUGCAGAACAAGUUGAAUAGGAUCAUGUUCACAAAGAAGCCCAAGUGCUCCGGACGCCAUGUUUCUUUCUUAAGUGUCAGUCUGGUGGACUGCGAGCCAGCGUUUCUGGUGCUGGCCUACGGGGCCCUCAUAGCCGUGCUUGUUGCUAUCUUUGAGAAUAUAUAUUUUAGGGUUAGAAAGUGUAAUCACAAAUGUAAUCACUUCUAG